Xyrichtys novacula (pearly razorfish) is the source of this 11437-nucleotide messenger RNA. The record is from the annotation of a GenBank genome assembly. Lineage: Eukaryota; Metazoa; Chordata; Actinopteri; Labriformes; Labridae.
GAGCUGUUCGACGUCGUUCUCCUGCGACAGUGCGUCUGUCGGCUUCAAACAUGGCUUCAAGAUUAGAGAUCAAUUUUGUCCGAUUAUUGUCUCGCUGUGAAUCUAUAGCGUCGGAGAAACGAGGGGAAACUGAAUGGAGACUAGAAAAGGUGAGAGCCUCUGUGUUUUUGUCGCUCACUGCUGCAUUUUUCUGUGCUUUAGUAGCCGUCCCAUGUUAGCAUGACUGUUGUUAUUGUUGUUAGCUGCAGCUGUGAGCCACGUCGUCACAGAUCUUUAGGGAUACUCUCCUCUCUGACACACUGACUGUACCUACAAAUGAAACCUAUUAUCCUACAUUUGAUUUGUUAACGGCUUGCUAACCUUGCUUAUCAAAUGAAAUAUUUGGUCGAGUAUACAAUCACACCUAACUCACACCUGUGCUGUCUGACACAAUAGGUAAAUAUAACCUUCAGGAAGGAUAAGUGUAUUAUGUAAGAUGUCUGUUUCUUAAAGAAUAUACUGCCAAAAAGAGUAUCAGUUAAAUACAAAAGCCUGUCUUUUUUAAAAUAAUAAAGAUGUGUAUUUACAGCGAUAUGGGUAUAUGUUAAAAGAUGUGACAUAGGGGAGAGUGGGGUAAGUUGAGCCACCCCUGUUGCUUGGAAACGGUAAAAGAAAUUGAUCAUGUGACCAAAUAUUCAGGAGAUGAACAUCAAUUCAUGGAGUCUGUGAAGGUUAGAAGCACAUGGGUGAAAGGGUUGGACAUUUAUUUACAAAAAAAACAUUUUUCACUCUUGAAAGUGAAUUUAGUCUGUCGUAAGUUUUAUUAGAAUUGUGUUCAGACCAAAAAAGAUAAUGGGUCAACUUACUCUAUACACGGGGUGUAUGACCAUAGGACACCACUUUUUUUUGGCAUGCUAUAUUAUCAAGACAGUUAUGUUUACACUCAUUCUGUUGGUUUGCAGGGAUGCACAACAUCUUGAAAUAUAUGCAGAUACAUUAGUUAGAGACAAAACUAAGAUUGCCUUGAUGUAAAGAUCAGAAAUAUGAAAAAUGGCUCAUCUUACCCCACUCUCCUCUAAUGGACAUCAGGGAAAUUCUAAUAUUGUGCGUUUUCACUGCUGUGAUAUUUGUUUAAAACAUUUGUUAAUUGGCCAGCAUGACUUUUAAAGUAACAUAAGGAAAUAUAUAUAUAUAUAUAUAUAUAUAUGUAUAUAUAUAUAUAUAUAUUUUUAAACUAUCAUUUAUUGUUCUGCUCUUAGUCUAAUUAUACAUAGGCGGUGCGUAUUAAUCAACAUUGCAAUAAAUAUGCCAGAUUUGUCCACAGGCCAAGUAUCCAUCAGUAGUCUAUGUUCAGAUGUAACAUGUAAGAAUAGGGUCCCCAGGAAAAAGCUAUGUCUUUUUAAACAUGAAGGUACGUGUAAAUUGUUCUGUUUUUUUACUAGGCUCUUUGUUUCCGCAGAGACUGUUGAUGUUUUUAAGAAGAGGCUCGAGACUCUCCUUUUUAAUCAGGCUUUUCACUGAGUGCCUUUUUAUAUUUCUCUUAUUGCAAAUAUUUAAUUUAAUUGAAGUUCUUCUUGUUUAUUUUAUGUCAUUUUAUCAAUUAUUGUUCUUAAUCUUUUUCCGAAUCACUGUCUUAGAGGUUUUUACUUCUUUAACCCCUUUUAUAUGGUAAAGUGCUCUUACUUAUCUGUUCAUUUAAUAUGAUUUUCUUGUUUUAGUCCAUCAGGUUUUAGUCUUUCUUUUUACCAUUUUUAUCUUUAUCUCCAGUGUUUCCCAAAGGUAGCUCUUCCCUCACGUAAUGUCUCGGUGUCAAGCCGUGUCUCUUUAACAAUAUAUCUUAAAUUCUCACAUUGUGUGCGCUUGUGUGUGUGUGUGUGUGUAUGUGUGGGUGAGUGAGUGAGGGUGGGUGUGUGUCUUCGUGUGUGUGUGGGUCCAUGGAUGGGUGUGUGGGUGGGACGUUUGGGUUUUAUUGAUGUUAAUUGUUGUUUUUAGCUUCUGUUUGGCACUUUGAACUGCAUUUUUUGUCUGAAAAGUGCCAUGAUAAAUUAUUUAAAAAAUUAUAAUAAAGUUGAAUUUGUUUGAAAAAGUAUAACCCAUCAGACUGUAAAUACCUCUGUAAUGCUUCCAUUCAUGUCUGUUAAAAACAAAUCAAUUGAACAAAAGUUGUGAGUAAUUUUGCGUCCCUCCCAUUUUGCUUUUCGGUAGUAUGUUGGAGCCCUGGAGGAGAUGUUGGUGGCUCUGAGGAAGAGUCAGAGGUAAACUCUCUUUUUUUUCUUUCUAACUCUCACUGUUAGACAGUUGCUAUUUAAGCUUGAACAUGUACACUUUUGGUUGCCAUUGCAAAGCAGCCAAAAAUCAUUUAACCUUCAGAUGUAAAUGGAUGAAGUCCUCUUAGCUUGAUUCUCAAGUUUCAUGCUCACUGCUCACACCAGCAUCUCUCUAGGUUGUUUUUUUUUUAAUUAUUAAAACAAGUAUUUGAUUGCACUGUUACUGACAAACUUUCCUUUCUCAGCAAACCCACACCAGAGGUACUGACUGAAUACACAAGAAAAGUAGAUUUUCUGAAGGGACUUCUAGAAGCCGAGAAACUGGUGAGAAACUAUUUAUUAAAUUCAUCCAUUUGUCUGUUAUUCUAUGGACAGUACUAAAAACUCUGUUAUCACUUUAAUACACAUGGCUUCACAACAAAAGCCCAUAUCUAUUCCUUGUCGAAGGUGUUCAUGCAAAGUUCACCGAAAAUCAGAACUAUCAGUUUUUCUCCUUUAUGAAAUAGUAUUCUUAUUCCUCUUUUGUUCUUGUUCCAAGUCUUCACCCGCAGAAAAGGCCUUAGCUAAUCAGUUCCUCGCCCCUGGGCGCACACCCACUAUAGCCAAUGAGAGGAUGCCCGCCACUAAGACUGUCCACCUGCAGACAAAAGCCCGGUGUACAGGAGAAAUGAGGGAUGAGCUGCUUGGCACAGUAAGAUAUGACCUUCACCUGCAGAAAAAUGAUGACUCAUACCAACACCCCGACAAACCUCUUUAAGUCCCAUUCAUACUCUUUUCUUUUCCUUUUUUUAUUGUAGGGCCCAACUGGCAAAGGUAAGAAAUGUAUUUAAAUUUAAAGGAAUUUUAUCUCAACUCAAAAGUAGAAGGUAACUGACUUAUCUCCUCUUCUACAGGCUCAUCGGAAACAGAGUUGAGGAACAGGAGGUAAAGUUGGGCAGAAUGUUUUUCUGUGUCAAAUUGAGUUGAUUGGUGUUUCCUACAUGUAAAACCGGGCAGGUCAACUGGGUAUAUUACAAGCAUAUUCAAGGUAUAUUUUUGGCCUCCUAAGUAUAUUUGUUGAACAAUUUAUCCUUUUUUUCCUCCAUAGUAGAUUGAUCAGUGAUUGAUAAAUAAUUGUCAAUUUCAACUUCUUCCCUACCCUUGAGUUUGUUUCUACACAAAUGGUUUGUAAGUAGUCAAAAUGAGAGAAGGAGGUCAUUGGAUGUGUCUCUUUUGGGAUGUCACAUGCUGAGUAGGAACCUUCUGGUGAUAUUGAAAUAGAUUGGAUUGGCUGGAUAGGUUUUUAAUACAAUACUAGAUCUCCUCGACAUAAAGGUCCUCUGUUUUGUAGAGAAAAACAUGAGUAAAAUAUUUCCAAAUGAAAGUUCAGUUAUUUUGGAGACCUCAUUACCGUAUUUUUCGCACUAUAAGGCGCACCAUCAGUGAACGCGUCUAUUCGCGUCUAUUUUCAUACAUAAGGUGCACCGGAUUAUAAAGUGCAUUAAGCCAAACAAAACAGUCCGAUAAGUCAAACUUUAUUUAACUCAUUCAAUAACUCCACGAGGCUACAGUAGCUGCAGUGCUCCGACAAGCCAAAAGGAUUUUAAGUGCACCUUAUAGUAUGAAAAAUACGCUAAAUGAUCAGCUGAUGAAGGCAUCAAAGGAGCAACACAUACUUGCAGAGGCUACAACAGGUACCUCAUGAGUCUUUGGAGAACACUGCUGAUUAUGUAGUAUUUAUUUUGGUUUAUGUAAGAGAGUGAAUGGCUGCCAGUUGCUUCUGUAAUAUUCAGUGUUGUUGUGAAAGGUAAGAUGCGCUCUUGUUGUAACUUUUGGUAACUUUUCCUGCACACAAGUAGACAAAAGUUUUUUGUCUGUUUUUCCCUCAUGCAGAGGUUUUGUGGAUGAGCGUCAGUCUGCAGCAGAGCUAGAGGCUGUCCUACAGCACCACCACAACCUGCAAGAAAAACUUGCUGACGACAUGCUCAACCUGGCCCGGAAUUUGAAGAACAACACGCUGGCGGCACAGAACAUCAUCAAACAGGACAAUCAGGUGACAAAUGACACUUUGCUUAUUUAAAGGUCAUUAAUUAAUUAUGUUAUGUUAACAUGUGACAGGAUGUAGGAUGGAUGAUAUAGUUCUUUUCAGAUAGACUUGAAUAGCACCUGGGUAAGGCAUUAGAUAAACAGAGUAGUAUAGAGAAAACAGUAGGACCUGAAAGCUAUCAGGUUGUCAAGACUGCCCAACAAAAGCAGCAGAAAAACCUUCUCCAUUAGUUCAAAACAAUCACAAAUACGGUCAUACACACGUGACUCCCGUAGUGGCAGAGACGGCGGACUUAGUGAUUAAGGGGAUAAUUACAGUGGGAAGGAGGGCCAAAGAGCCUUGUGUGAGUGCAGCCCAAGUAGCGUGAGUUUGAUGUUUGUGUGCUCAGUAUUGAACCUCAUGAUCACAUUAGCUGUGCUCUCUACCCUCCUCCCAGACACUGAGCCACUCAAUGCGUCAGGCAGACCUGAACUUCGAGAAGCUGAAGACAGAGUCCGAGCGGUUGGAGCAGCACACCAAGAAGUCUGUCAACUGGCUGCUGUGGAUCAUGCUCAUCCUGGUCUCCUUCACCUUCAUCAGCAUGAUCCUCUUCAUCCGAAUCUUCCCCAGACUCCGAUGAUGACAACUUACAGUCCUGAACUCUUAGUCUUAUUGUUCUCCUGUGUUUACAGCACAGCAGCAGUGUUGGCGUCAUACAUCUACAUAUCAGUGGUGGUUGAAACCCAAACGAACACAGUUUGAUGAACUGAAACGUUGCACUUUUCACACUGAAGUUUGUCUUCCUAACAGGCAAGUUUAAAAGUGGCUUGAAGCGUUCUUUUUUUAAAAUCAAUGCAGAACACAAACAGAGGCAAAGUUUUUCUUUUUUGUUUGUUUGUUUUUGAGGCCCUUAGGUAGCAGCAAAAAAAAGUUCUGAAUACUGACACAGCAGAGACUGAGCCUUAAUUAUUCUUUUCUUUUUCGUCAAGUAGGCCACGAGCCAUUUAAUAUAUGUAAAUCUAAGUCAUCGACUGUACAACAUUUUUCUCAUCUCUUUUCUGACAUAGUUCACGAACCGUCCAUUAUCUGCUAUAUUCUUCAAAACCUACGCCUCAAAAGUAUAUUGGCUUAAAAAUAAAAGUUAGAGAUACAAAAUACAAAAGAGCUGUGGAUGUUUGGUAACACCUAAGUCUACCUUUGAGAACCUAUCAGCAUUAUACAGACAUUUGAUGCAUAGCACCACACACUGUAAUGUAGUUAUAUAAAUCCAUAAGAGGAUUAUUGUGUAUUUUCUUCUAUAAAGAUAUACUUUACAUCGUCAACUCAGCAUUUUACCAGAGUGUUAUGAAUGGCAACCUCCACCUAUGGGUGCCCACAGGAAGAGUAAAAUAUAUACUACAAUCCCAAGAGGAAAAAAGGUAGACCCUGUUAAAAAUCAUAUUAUUUCAAGCCUAUAGUCACAGAAAAUAGUGCUGAAACAGAAAUAUUAUGCUUUAUAGAAAUAUACAGUCAUUUUAAAAUUUAUGCCAGCAAGACAUUUCAGAAGAGUGUUGCUGUCGUGUUUCAUCACCUCUUUUUUGGGGCCAAGGAGGCCGUUUUUUUUUUAGUUUUGAAGGUGAAAUUUUGUCCAAUUCUUUCCUGAUGAAGUUUUUCAGCUGUUUAACAAUAAGGAGUUACCUCUGUUGUGUCCUUCAUUUUACGAUGUGGGAAAUGUUUUCAAUAAGCACCUCUUAUUCUUCGACUACAGACUCAUGGGAGGUUGCAAUGCAAACGGCAUUGCCUGGAAGCAGCAUAUGUGGGGCCAAAACUAGCUUUGCCAUAAUCGCUCUUGAUUCUGAUACCAGUAUGGAUGGGAAUCAUUAGGACUGUGUGCUGGAAACAUACAGUGUCUUGAAUUUCCAAAACCAUGGGAAACUUGGAUUUGUCAGACCACAGGGCAAUUUUGUCUUCAACCUCAGGUCAUCUUAAAUGGCCACAGGCCCAGAGAAGUGUGUCCAGAUCAUGUUAACAUACAGUCCCUCUCUGGGUGGUACGCUUAUAACCUGUAUUUGUGGAUGUAGUUGUGGACUUUGAUCACAGCCUGGUUCUUGGAGGUCAUUUAGGCCUAUGCAGUGAUUCCCAUACAGAGUCAUGUCAGCUUUUAAUGCAAUGCUAUCCGAGAACACAAAGAUCAUGGACUAUCAUAGCAUUUUUUUUGUUUUUUGUUCUUGCUGUCCCAGCUUUUUUGAUACAUGUUGUGCUCAUUAAAUUCAAACAAGCAUAAAUACUUAAGAAAUGUUUAUUUUUUUUAGUGUCAACAUUUGAUAUGUUGCAAAACUACUUAUAUCAACAUUUUUUCAGUCCAAACCUUUUGAAUGGGGUUGUAAAAAGUAAAUUUCUCAACACACAUGAUAUAUAAUCGAAUACCAAAGGUUUACAUAGAGCUUCAAAAUGUUAAUCGAUGGAUAGAAGUAAAGUGUUACCAAUUGUUUCACAUAGAGGAAAUAUAAGAAAACAUCACAAACUACAAAAACACAAUCCAAGAGUCCUUUUUCCUGGUAAAUUUCAGAGAAAAAAAAUCAUAGGUGGGAGGUGAGGGGCUUUGACCCAGUUGGUUUCUUCAGUUCAUUACUCUUUACUGACUGUCAUUCCUUUUCUUUUCUUUUCUUUUUCCAAGUGUGCGUCUUACUGGCUGAGUCAGAUGACAUGAUUCUGGAGGUGGUUUUGCUGGACUGCUGAUGGCAGAAUUAAACAUAUCAAAACUAUCUAUAUCAGGGAAAGCAGCUGUUAGGUGUGAGAAUUUAUCAACAACAACCGUCUCUGACUUUAUUGACUGGAAGAUGAAAUACCAGUACUGACACUGAACUGUAUUUAAGCAGAAAUGUGAGAGCUGCAGUGACUGCAUUUGACCACUGAGUGUCAGUCUCAUCCUUGGAAUAUGGUCAGAAAAUAACCUCUCUGACCCUGAUGACUUGAUCAAGCCAUGAUGCCCAAAUUAACCCUCCUACUUGUUUAGAAGUGAUCUGAGGACUCAAGUAUGUCUAAAUAAAGGCAGUGGGCAAAGAAAAAGCGCACAGCAGCCAUGUGUGGCUCUCUGUUAUCUGUGCGUUUGUCUUCACUCGCUUUGAUUUUGACAGCAUCUGGUGCAGAAGGUGUAUUUUACCUGCAGUCAAGCCCUAAACAGGUUAACAUUCCUGCUGUGCUGUCAGUCUCUUUGUCCUCUCAGGCCUGUGGAGCCGACUCUCCUGUCCAGGCUUGCAGGUCUGCCCCCUGGCCCUUCCUCUCUCCCUUCUCCCCAGCUAGUGCCCCACCUCGACUGGCUGGCUGGGCCUUGACCUGGCCUGCUGUGUAUUUUAGGAUCUCUGGGGGGUAUUUUGCCUGCUGGAAGCUGAGGUAUGCAGGCCACCGGGAGACCAAAUGAGGUUGUGUCAUUGCAGAGGGCCGUCAUCCCUCAGUUUAAUAGCAGCUGUUUGCGCCUCCAUUCUCAGGCCCUGACUAAAGCUGUGGCUGUGUGUGAUCUGCUCUCUGAGGCUGCAGCUCUGCUUUUGAACUGAGACUACACUGCAUGACUUCAUCAGCGUUGUGGUUUCUCAUGUUCAUUAUGGAUGUAUUAUCCCAUUAGCUGUGAAAGACUGUUUGGUUUGAGUUUCUUAACCAGACUGCAGAGUCUUAGAUCUUGUAAGCAUAAGUUCCUAUAUUCAGCGAACGCCUGAUGAUCAGUGGGACUCCUCAUUAACAGCACUUUUAACCUCUGACCCAGGAAACCUGAAUGGGCUCCUUCCUGUGCUCUUUUCCCACAGGGCUGUUCUGAAAAUAGUUCUCAACACACUAUGUGCUCAAGAAGUUGGCUUGAAGUUUUAGUAGGUUCACUUUAUAACCAUUGUUUAAUUAGACACUUUUUAAAGCAGUUUUUAUAACCACUGUGAGGGGAACAAAGUACAUUUACUCAAAGGUUGCUCUUUAGUGCAGUUUUUUUGACACAGAGGUUCUUGUUGAAGUAUUUUGAUUUAUACUCUAUGGUAUAUUUUCAAUAGAUAUAAUUAAUUAUUCAAUUGACCACCAAGAUUUUAUUGUUUGUUAAAGGUAUAUUCCAGUGUAAAAUUAAGGUCAAACACACCGUAACACCGAGUUAGACACCCCGUUAAGAGAUGAAUGCUGCCCAUUGCUUGCUUCUCUUGUUAUACCAACUUUAAUAACGACCCCACGAUAGCAAUACACAGCGGUCUGAGGAGCCAUAAACAAACCUCAACCAAAAAGCCACUCUAUAGCCACAAAUAAUGCUCAGAACAGCACCUAACUUCAUCAACAGUGCAUAUAGGGUCCUAGCCGUAGCAGUACACACCAAACAUCUCCUAAGAUGUACAAAGCUAAAAAUCAACAUCGGAUGGCCGUGACAUUCUGGCUUUCAUUAAAAACAGACAUGACUCUGUAUGGAAAUCACUGCAUGGGCUCUGAAUCACCUCCCAAAACCAGAAUCUGUGGUCACAGUCCACAACUACAUGCACAAAUGAGACUGUGCCAAGCAGAGAGGAAAUCUGAAUGCAUCACUUUGACUUGGCUUGAGGGAAUGUAGAAAACUGUCCUGUGGUCCUGAUCAAAAUUUAACAGUCUUUGUAGAAAUCAUGACCGGCACUAUUAUUGCUGAAUAUUAUAUACAACAUUUACAACUGUUCAGACAGUACCUUUCUCAGAGAAGACAGAGCCAAAAGGGUGUAGGUGCUAAAAUGACCUGCCUGCAGUCCUGACUUAAUAACAUUUGGUGCAUCAUGACAUCAAAAAUAUCACAAAGGAAAGGAGACCCUGAACUGUUGAGCAACUAAAACUCUAUACCAUUACAGACACUUUUGGAUUACUAAAUGCCUAUGAUUUCCACCACAGUGGCAAUAGGACUACAUUUCACUUUCAAAACUCCAGAAACUGCAGUGUUGUUCAGGAGGUGAUGCAACACAAUAGUAAAUUUUCCCUGAAUCAGCUUUUUUGAAGCACAUAGCUGAUAUCAAAUGAUGAGCAGAUAGCAGUUUUUUUAAUUUCAUUUGCUUUGUUAUCUUUGCACUGAUUUAAAAAUAUAUAUAUAGGAAUUUGGCUGUUUCUUUUGGGAUGCAAAAUGCCUUCAGAUCAAGACUGAAAUCCUAUUUUGGAGAACUUAUAACCACUCACAGCUCUCAGUUUGGAGCAUUUAAACCUUUUAUGAAUCAUUUCUUAUCCCCACGCAGACUCUGGAUAUGUAGAAACAUAGAGGUUGAUAUGAAAGGAUGAACAACACAAAAUGUCAUCUGUCGUUUAAUGGUGAAGUAGUGGGUAAGCAAAAGGUAUAGCUGUGUCAUACACUUAUUUAAUUUCAGUCUAAGUGUGUGUGUGAGAGUAUGUGCGUGUGUGGUAGUAUGCUUUUAAUUGUUUUGAUCCCUCCGAACAGUGGAGGAACAAAUUGUUAAGCAUGAGAGAACCUUCAUCCUCUCUUAAUGCAGCUCUGUGCCUGUGAAACACCACAACACUCCACUCUUUUUAAUUUAGUUUUUGGCUGCAGCUACAGGAGGAUUUAGGUUGCCCACAGAGAUGAAGGAAAUUUUCUCUUUUUUCUCUUUUUCCAUCGACUUCGUUGUGGGAGCAAAAGGGUAAAGAGAGCUUUUCUCUUUUUUUUUUUCCUUUGCCAAAUUUUGCAUGUGCUGUUGUGUUAAAGACCAAAUGGGAGCGUAAAAGGCUGCACUUAGUCAGCUCAAGAAGUGAGUCACUAUCUUACAGACACGUAGUCUCAUUCAUGGAGAACCGACAGACCUGGUCCUGUCUUUACCCCAUAGUUUACAUUGAUUUCAGAACGACACUUUUACAGUGAAAUCUCCAUGAUUUUAAAAAGUACUUUAUUAUUUUUAUUGACUUGCUGCUUUCAGAGUUAAAUUUUCCAUUUUUUUGUUCUCUGUUUCCAGGAUUUCUAAGCACAGAGAUGGAAACCUUAAAAAAUGGACAGUGAAAACUUAGGGCUUGGUGAUGGAAAUAAGUCCAGUGUUUUUAUCACAUUUUCCCCACAAAUCUAUAUUCUAUUAAAGUCGCCCCUUGGCUGUUAAAUCCGAAGAGUGGUUGUGAAGUUUCCAAGGCGUCAUUGGUUGGCCAAUUAAUGGGAAUUUGACAUAAUCAGCAUCAUAAUGGCAUCAUCCCUCACAAGGCUGAUAUCACCAUCAUCUUUACUAAAUUAAAAACACAUUUACUUCUUCCAAAUGACAGCAAAUCAAAUCUAAGCUAGAAACAUGGGCUUGUGUUUCAUAUACAUUUAGCUGUGAUGAACAGAAUAAUGCAGAUGCUUUUGACAAGAAUCAGUCAUGCUUUUGAAUGCCUUUGAAUAACCCACCGUGACUGUCUGGUUCAUCAGUUUAUUGACAGAUUCCUCUCAGACAUAUUACCAGCUAGAAUAAUCAUUUGUAUCACACACAAAUUCCUCUUUUUUAUUUUGUCACCAAUAUUUACCCUGUAUUUUUUCUUUCUUUAUAAUCUUGAUAGCCAGAGAAAAAUUGGCAAAACUUAAGGAAAACUUUAGGAAAGCAAAUACUGUCACCGCCAAAUUUAUUUGAUAAAAAAUUUACUUAAUUUCAACAAUCUUGUUUCUAAUUUGAGAGUAUUGUUAAAUUGUUGUAUUUUUUUUCAAAUUAAAAAACCCAAACAAUAAUAGGACACCAGCAUUUAAUAUCAGCCCUCAGCCAACCGUCUCUCUCAUUAUUGGUAUCAGUGUCAGCAUCAGCUCUGGAGUCUCUCCGAUGAGAGCUGCCUUUAUGUUGAUCUCAGUCUCCUAAUCUGUCUCAUCUACACGGGUGCUGAAGCCAUUUUUCUUUUUUCUUUUCUGUCACUGUUUCCCUUGUCGAGCCCCGCCUCCCUGCUUGCGAGCGACCGUUUCUAUCAGUAUCUCUGUCUGUCUGUGUGGUUAUGUUGUGUCUGUGACUCCAUCACAGCCUCUUCUCAGGCUACCAUCCUAAUGAGGGUCCCUCUCAAAUCUCACAAACACACUUGUCUGACUGUGUUGUGGCUUGUGAGCUGACGCAGAAGGACCUGUGGCAUCCACUGAAAAAUCCACACUGAUUUCAGAGAAUAUAUCCUCCAAUCACAGAUGGAUCAACCAGCUGCAAUAUGCUAUCACAAACUGCAUGUUUGGAGUAUGUGUAUGUGUGUGUACAUACUUGUGUGUUCCUGCCUGUACAUGUAUAAAUGUUUAUUGGACCCCAAA